Molecule: messenger RNA, 1022 nt
Organism: Culicoides brevitarsis
Lineage: Eukaryota; Metazoa; Arthropoda; Insecta; Diptera; Ceratopogonidae
Product: mpv17-like protein
Exons: 2
Coding region: 349-903 (184 amino acids)
Biological process (GO): cellular response to reactive oxygen species
Cellular component (GO): cytoplasm; membrane; mitochondrion
Source: RefSeq, a predicted model, not a curated record
ACAAUUUUCGCAACAAAACAAUUUUAGACUAGAUUUUUCAUCAAAUUCGAACAUUUUUCAUCGAAAUUCGGAGUAGAAAAUAUUAAAUAAAAAUUCUGAUAGCUUUUACCUUUCACGUGCAAUAAAAAUUAUUACUUGUCAAUAGCCUAAAAAGGAAAUAAUCGACCUUGUACUUGAACAAUUUCAUCUAUCUAGUCUCUAAAUCAGGUCAAGGUUGUUACAUGCUUAGUUCCUGUGUAGUUUUUUAUGCAUUUUAAUGUAAACUUAGCUUAGAUAAAACGAUGAACAAUUGAUAUUAAGUGAUAUUAUCGUACGAGGAAGUCGUGACAGGACGCAAUUUCAGCGAAAAUGUUGUCAAAAGUGGGUUUCAUGCUGAAAAAACAUCCAAUUUUGAAGGGAAUGAUCUCGUAUUCGAUCAUUUGGCCAACGGGAAGUCUCAUACAACAAACGAUAGCUGGCGAAAAUUACGAUUUCAAAAAGGCGCUUCGGUUCUGCAUUUUUGGCUCGUGUAUUGUGGCACCAAGUUUAUACGGAUGGAUACGUUUAACGAGUGAAAUGUUUCCUCUGAUGAACCUGAAAACAGGACUUACCAAAGCCGUAAUUGAGCAAUUCACGUACGGGCCAGCGGCGAGUGUCACAUUUUUCUAUGGCAUGAGUCUAAUGGAGUUCAAAACCCACAAAGAAGCUGUGAUGGAAGUGAAACAAAAGUUUCCGGAGACGUGGAAAGUCGGAGUUUGUGUGUGGCCCGUCGUUCAAACGAUCAAUUUUUCAUUUAUUGCGGAGAAAAACAGGGUUCCCUUUGUGUCGAUGGCGAGUUUGUUGUGGACUACCUUCUUGGCGUACAUGAAACAGCUGGACAAGAACAAAGAAAAUGAGGAAAGUUCAAAAACGGAAGAAUUUUGAUAUUUUUUUUUUAGUUCGUUAGACAAUUCGAAUAGAUAAUUUUAUUUUUUUUGUUGAAAAAUUUUAGAAAAAAAGUAUUUUUCGUUCAAAAAACGACAAUAAACGAAGAGAAAAAUUAA